Messenger RNA from Lithohypha guttulata, 1191 nucleotides. RefSeq lists its product as uncharacterized. Bases 1 to 1191 code for a protein of 396 amino acids. Gene Ontology annotation, cellular component: mitochondrion. The record is from RefSeq and is a predicted model, not a curated record. Gene Ontology annotation, molecular function: pyrimidine nucleotide transmembrane transporter activity. The transcript has a single exon. Gene Ontology annotation, biological process: pyrimidine nucleotide import into mitochondrion. NCBI's taxonomy places the organism in Eukaryota, Fungi, Ascomycota, Eurotiomycetes, Chaetothyriales, Trichomeriaceae.
AUGUCCCUGGACAGAGCGACUAUUGCAACCACAUCCAGCACAAUCUACACUGGUAACACAGCUCAACAAUAUGCGACCUUCGCAGACACACCGUCAACCCACAGAAGCUACAAUACUAUGGCUUCCCCAAAAGAACCAGUCUCCCAGUUCGUCUCGAAAGCACAGAUAUACUCGUUAUCGAUUCCGAAGGCGUGGGAAAGCCCCCUCGCUGGUGCCGGUGCAGGUCUUGCCAGUGGCAUAGUCACCUGUCCCUUGGACGUGAUAAAGACCAAACUACAAGCACAAGGUGGCUUCUCGGGUUCAACAAGAAUAUCGAGUAACAGAGCUGCUCAACAAAUCUACCAUGGAAUCGUCGGUUCUGCUACAACAAUUGUAAAGGAGGAGGGUUUCAAAGGCUUGUAUAGAGGGCUUGGUCCCAUGCUUUUAGGCUACCUACCAACAUGGGCUGUUUAUUUGACCAUAUACGAGAAGAGUCGGCAGCCCUAUUAUGAGAUGUGCGAAAACUGGUGGUUGGCUCGAUGUUAUGCUUCUCUCACAGCCGGUGCAUGCUCUACCCUGCUAACCAAUCCGAUAUGGGUUAUCAAGACGAGGCUCAUGUCUCAGUCUAAUAGGAGCACGUCCGAAGGAAGAAGAAUUGGAUUUCACUACAAGAAUACUUGGGACGCAGCUCGGCAGAUGUACAAGGCAGAGGGAUUUAGGUCGUUCUACUCGGGCCUUACUCCAGCCAUGCUCGGACUUACACACGUGGCUGUCCAAUUUCCCCUCUACGAAUUCUUCAAAACGCAAUUCACCGGUUAUGGUAUUGGAGAGCAUCCGGCUGACGAGAAGGGUUCAACUUGGGUCGGCAUCACGGCAGCCACUUUUCUCAGUAAAACUUGUGCUAGCACAGCAACAUACCCGCAUGAAGUUUUGCGGACACGACUGCAGACACAACAGAGGCGGUACAAUAUGACCAACACAGACGGCAUGAAGAUGGCGAACAAGUACAACGGUUUUGUUCAGACAUGUAAGAUCAUGCUCAAAGAAGAGGGCUGGAGAGGAUUUUAUGCUGGACUUGGCACGAACCUGAUACGCGCCAUUCCAUCUGCAAUGACUACGAUGCUUACAUAUGAAUUCUUGCAGAGGACGAUACAUAAUUUGAAGGAUGGAGGAGAAGCGCAGCUCAACGACAAGCAAGCAUUUCCGAGAUGA